Messenger RNA from Aphanomyces astaci, 1362 nucleotides. RefSeq lists its product as hypothetical. Bases 1 to 1362 code for a protein of 453 amino acids. The record is from RefSeq and is a predicted model, not a curated record. The transcript is spliced from 5 exons. Lineage: Eukaryota; Oomycota; Saprolegniomycetes; Saprolegniales; Verrucalvaceae. Gene Ontology annotation, biological process: pseudouridine synthesis. Gene Ontology annotation, molecular function: RNA binding; pseudouridine synthase activity.
AUGGAGCGCGAGAAGUAUGGGAACGUGAUGGGAGGGAAGCUGUCUUUGAAGGGCAUGCCGCUCUCGAAGAAGUCCAAGAAGAAACGAAAGCGGGAGCAUGCAGAAGAGACCGAGGAGAAGGGCGACGUGGCGAAGAAGCAGGAGACCGAGGUACUCGUGCCCAUCGCUGCCAUGACCCCUGCGCAAAAGAAGCAUCAAAAGUUCAAAGCCAAGCGGGAAGAAGAGGACAUCAAGAAGCAAGCGUCCAAGACAUACCGCGAGCGCGUAGACGAGUACAGCCAGUACCUUGGGAAUCUGUCGGAACAUCACGACGUGCCUCGCGUGUCGGCGGCCGGGAAUGACAUUGGGCUCGAUUUGGCGAGGAAACGGCAUCGAGCAAGCAGUUGCGACGAACCCGCCGAAGCCGUCGUGCGGCAUGCGCUGCAGAGUGCCGUGAACGCCAUUGCCGCAGAGAACUCUGUGGACUUGACCACGUUGACGUUUCGCGUCCGGCGGCUCCACGAACAUGUUCCAUCGACGGCAUUACUUGGCACAACCGCGUACUCGAGCGACAUCCCUCUCCGACUGUACCACUCCAAACGCCUAGAUCAUCUGUCGGACCUUCAUGCGACGGCCACGCUGCUGCUUGGUCACCUCGUCCACCAAAGUGAUGCCAUCGUCCAAGUCGAUAGCGCAGAGAACUCGUCCCGCCUUGUGCUGUAUACGCGUCCAGCUCCUCCUCCCGCAGAGGUGCUGGAUGUGACACUUCCUCUGGAGGUUCUCCACCAAGACGACGCGAUCAUCGUCGUCGUCAAGCCCCACGACCUCCCCAGCGUCGACGGCCGCGACCGCCCCACAUCGCUCCAUCGCAUCCUUCGGUCCAAGUACCCCAACGUUCGCAUGGUGCAUCGUCUGGACAUGGAGACGUCGGGGGUGAUGGUGGUGGCGCGCACAUUGUCGGCGGCGCAGAGUCUGAAUGCGCAAUUCCGAGCCAAAACCAUCGGCAAAACGUACACGGCGGUGGUGGAAGGCCUCUUGUCCUGCGAUAGUUGCGUCAUAAGUGCAUCUUUGGCCGCCGACCCGACGCACAGAGUCAAGCAAGUUGUGGACGAACGACGUGGGAAACCCAGUGAGACCCUGUGCACGUUGCUGCUGCGACACUUGGACAAGGGACACUCGAGGGUACACCUGACCCCCGUCACAGGCCGAACGCACCAGCUGCGGGUGCACAUGCAGAGUGUUGGUCACGCCAUCGUCGGCGAUUCGCUGUAUGCCAGUCAAGAGUGUACGUCGUCGCGGCUGUGUCUGCACGCCACGACCCUGAAGCUCGUCCGCCCCACGACCAACAUUCCCAUGACCUUUUCUUCCAAUCCUCCGUUUUAA